CGUAAACGGGGCAAACGGGGAAGCAAGAGGUCGGAGAAGCCGAAGAAGUCAAGCCGAGGGGGUUCACCAGAUGCGGGGCAGGCGGACACGGGCGGGACCCGGGGAGGAACUGGACCAACAUGGGAGAACAGGGCUAAGGCUGCAAGGUAGACAGCGAUAAAUGCUCAACGCAAAUUGUCGAAAAAGUUAAUGCUGGCUGCCGUAGCUCUCCUUUCGGAAUCGGAUCAGACAAGCUGACCUUCGAUGUGCAUCAGUGAAUGGCGAGUGCCCACUCGCUCACCAGUCGGACUCUCCUGGACUGCUUUUGGUUGGUACUGACCACUGCAUACCAGGACCACUCCACCAGACCUCCUGGUUUGGAGAUGCUCUGCCCCAUCUAGCCAUCGCAAUUUGGCCCUUGUCAAAGUUGCUUAUUUUUCCUGCUUACAAUACCAGCUUCUAGAAUGGAUUGUUCACUUGCUUAAUAAUCAUGGUCGUUCACUUUACCUGUCAGGGGUUUUAAUGUUAUGGCAGUAAUGUAAUGUUACUUUGCACACAUUUACUGUUCCACGCAUGUCCAUUUUGUCCAUUGCUGUGAUAGCACUUGUUUGACAAACCGAUGUGCACUGGCCUAUGCAUUGCACCAUUUCCUGCUCUAAGCUCUUUGACCAGCAACCUACUCUCUAGUGAGAGUUGGAAACCUUGAGAAAUGAACCGCUUCUCAACAUAUUUGGCUGGAAAUGGUGAAAUUGGCUGGGGAACAGCAGAUCGGCACUGGGGUACGUGCCCCAGUAAAAGGGGUGACACGACAUCCAUGUAGUAACAUAUAUUCACAGCAAUAUGGGGAGUGUGCUGAAGAGCCAUCUGCUUAGUCCACUGAACCACACCGUGCCCUGGGAAGCAGAACAGACACUGGGAACUAUGAGGUACAUAAGACUCGAGGAACACACAGAAAGGGAUGGGCUGCGACCCCUACUGGCCAAACGGGGAACCUGACCAAAUGAAGGGAGCAAGACAAAGUUCGAUCCUGACAAAUCCAGGUACAGGGAAAAAUCUGGAUUCAAGUUUUUGUAUUCUGCAUCUAGCAGAGUAGGGGGCGCUAUAGAUAGAAUAUUAACUACACCAUUCCGUUUUGUUUUUUUAACGUUGGGGUUGGGGAUCACCAACCCCGUCUGGCCAAAAGACAAGGAAAACCACGAGACGAUUUGCCUGCAUGAGGAGAGGCCCAAAGAAAUGAGAAAUCCAAAGAUUCAUUUUACGUCAUACCCAACAGAAAUCUGACCAAUGUAACAACAGAAAUACACUAAAAUGACAGCUCCUACCACCAAGUCUGAUUAACUGGGAGGCUGGGAAAUAAUCAACUAACACAGCGAUGACUUAGUGCUCAAAUGUGCACCUGAACUAUCAUUCGGAUUUGCAAGCAAAGGGUCGCGGGUAAAAACCUCAAACAGAGACUGGGGGAAAUAAUUAAUUCAUCACUUUCGUCGUAGAUGCAAAUCGAUACACGUCGCUAAGCACAAAACACUGCUGUUCCAGGACACAGGGAAUCAGCAGGGAACCGUGUUUACAGCGAAGCGAGAAAGCAAGCCAGAUGCAGCGGAGUACCGAAGGUUUUACGAAGAUGCGUAAUGAGCUACGUUCUUUAUAGAAACUCUGUUAUUGUGGUAGUUAUAUGUAUUUCACUGUCCAGGGGGAAACAAAUCCCCGUAAUUUUACUACAUGCCUGUGGUGAUGUAUGGUGGAUCAAGUUUGGAUCAGGAAUAAAACCUGAGGCCGACAUUUGGAGGACAAAGGAUUAGAAUUGAAACGUAUUCCAUUAUUCGCCAUUAUAGCUUUUAGUCCUUUACACUUACAAGUACAAAAAAAAAAAACGGUCUGACUUGGCAAAUACAUUGGUGACCAGAUAAUCUAUAUCAGGGGGGACACUUUGAGCUAUUUCAGGUUUUACAAACUACUUUAAAACUGAAAGGCUCCCGUGCUCGGAUAAAUAGUUUUAGGUUCUCUUCUGCUUUGACUGGUCUAGUUCCUAGAUUGAAAGACUCAUCCUGCUGUUUCGCAUUAACUGAAAUGGACGUCUACAAACCCCGCGCUACCUCAGAUUGUCCCCCCCCGACAUAGAUUACCUGGUAACAGGAACUUGAGACGAACACUGACUUCGCUUUGAAGCCAUGACUAAAUGAAACAUCCAAAUUGCAAGUACUGGAGGCUGCGCUCGCAUAACACAGCUGCAGAGAUGGAGCACAGUCUGGGGGGCCUCGUCCUCGUCAUCACAUUUCUUGGCAUCCGAGCCACUCGAGAGAACGCCAGGAUUGUGACAGCGGAGGAAGGAAAGUCAUUUACUGUCAAAUGCUCGACGACCCAAGAUACCGAAUCAUUGCAUUUGUACCAAAGGAUGGAGUCGGAGAAGAAAGUGCUCUAUUAUUUCAGGAGCCCCCCUAAGUGCUCACCUACAGAGGGGUAUGUAGGCAGAGUGAAGACAGAGGACGAGAUGGCAGAUGUCUCAAUCACUAUUACCAACGUAACAGAUGAUGACUCUGGUCUCUACUGGUGCUCAUACAAUAUUAUUCGGGACAACGAUGUAAAGAAGUUCACCAGCAAAAUUACUCUGGUUGUAGUCAAUGCGAACCUGAAGCCGUGUCCACCUCCCGAACCAGUGCUGACUGCCAGCCUGUGGGUCCCCAUUGCCAUCUGUACCGGCUCUGUAUUCCUGCUGGGUGUCUUCAUCCUUCUCUUCUGUCUGGGCCCUACGCUGAAAAAAGCCUGUGGCAAGAAAAAAAACUAUAACGGAAUAUAUGAAGACAUGCGACACCCGUCCGUCUCUCGCCCGAAGCCUUAAACUCAAGGGAGAGGAUGUAGACAAAUCAUAUGACUAAUCCCCAUUUCAUGAUUAAUCAUCUUUAUUAUCAUAAACUUUAACUGUAAAUAUCAACUAACUGCAGCUACAGCAGUUGUAUAUAUUGUAUGCAUGCUGAUUUAAGGCGGUACGAAUCCUUCCAUUUCAUCAAAUCAGAUAACAUGCUCUGCAAUGCACUUGUCAUCAGUUCUGUUUAAAGGAUGUUUUUUUAUACAUAGUAUCGCACUUGUGCCAUUGAAACUCACAGGUCUAUAUUUUGACCCAGUUUUCGGGGCUUCCUAUGGUGUGUCGAUCUGGUUUCCUCUGCUGCACAGCACUUUCUGCCUAGCAGCGGUUGCAAAACAGUGUCGUGUUCAUCAAAAUAUAUUCACAACAAUAUAGGAAGUUGGCUUAAGCCUGCUCAGCCCACUGAACACUGAACAAUGUCGUGCUUUUUACUUGAAUAAGCCACUGUUUUCAAUCAAGUGUCACAUUUCAAAAUUCAUAGUAUCAUAGUUAUUUUUAUUUAAUAAAUUUUUAAUAAAAAAUAGUCGUUUAACUAA
This is a messenger RNA of Brienomyrus brachyistius, 3375 nucleotides long. RefSeq lists its product as uncharacterized. Gene Ontology annotation, biological process: adaptive immune response. The transcript is spliced from 6 exons. The coding region runs from base 2156 to 2815 and encodes 219 amino acids. The record is from RefSeq and is a predicted model, not a curated record. Gene Ontology annotation, molecular function: signaling receptor activity. Lineage: Eukaryota; Metazoa; Chordata; Actinopteri; Osteoglossiformes; Mormyridae. Gene Ontology annotation, cellular component: membrane.